Molecule: messenger RNA, 1755 nt
Organism: Saprolegnia parasitica CBS 223.65
Lineage: Eukaryota; Oomycota; Saprolegniomycetes; Saprolegniales; Saprolegniaceae
Exons: 1
Coding region: 1-1755 (584 amino acids)
Molecular function (GO): protein binding
Source: RefSeq, a predicted model, not a curated record
AUGACCAAGCGGACGCGCGUCGCGGCGCCGGACCUCGCGCCCGAGCUUCUCGAAGCGAUCGUCGCGUUCGUACCGCGGCAGCAUGACGUGCAUGUGCUACUUGCGUCGCUGCCCGCAGCGCAGCUAUCGACGCCGCUGCUGGGCUUGCGUAUGCUCUUUGUAGCAUUGUACCGUGGCCGCCUCGGCGUCGACAGCGUCACGCUCUGGCCACGACUCUGCCUUCCGCACGCACUGCCCGACGAAUCGGCCUUGCUCGCGCACCUUAGCGCCGCCUUGUCGCUCUACCACAGCACCGUCGCGCUUUCGUGGAGCAGCGCCCGAGUCGUUGUGCCCGCCUCGACCUCGGUCGCGCUGACGCUACCAAGCCCGGUGCCAUUUGCAUCGUGGCCGAGCGAGCGAUUGACAGCGCUCUCCGUCACACUCAAUCCGCGCGCGGCGUGGACCCGCGGCGCGCUCUUCGAACUGUGCACCGGCCUGCGACACCUGCCGAUGCUGUCCCGCCUGUGUGUGCACUGGGCGCACGCCGCCGAGGACUUUAGCUGCCUACUGCAAGCCAUUACGCACUCGCACGUCGUCGAUCUCGAGCUCCAGUUUGCGCGCGACGACCGCAUGAGCUGGAACGCCGACGCGGUGACAACGAUCGCGUCCUGGCUGCAAGCCCGGCCCGUCACUGCGCUCACGCUCGGCUACCUCAAAGUCGACGAGCCAUCGGUCGCCGCCUUUUGCGCGGCCCUCCACGCGUGUCGCACGCUGCAGUCGCUGUCACUGGACCAAGGCGCGCUGGCCCACGCCUACUUUGUGGAUGCUCACGUGCCGCCGACGCUGACGUCCCUUGUCGUGCACGGCUGUCGCUACGCCGGCAUGCGCAGCAUCAUGGCGUGUCUUCAGCACGCGCAGCUCGAGGUCCUCUGCCUCUCGUUCCGAAUGCACGAGCGGCGCAAAGACGACGAGCUGCUCCGCUUCGUCACGGAGACCCUCCCGACGCUGACCCGGCUGCAGUCAUUGGACUUGCCGCACUACAGCUUUUGCCCGGCCUCGGUCGCCGCGUAUGCGUCGCUCGCGCCGCAGCUGCGGGAUCUCAAUUUUGAGACGGGCCAGAUCAAGACCCAAGUCGGUGCCGACGCAUUGCGUGCGGCCUUGCCUCGCUGCGCGACCACGCUGCGUCGCUUCAAGAUGAGCAAUCUCCUCUACGGCACCCUUGCGAUGACCCGCGCGCUCGGACACUGUACCGCGCUUACUCACGUGAUGCUCCGUGGCAGCCGCCUCGGUGUCGACGGGGCAGUGACCAUCGCAGCGGCCAUGGCGUCGCUGCCGUUGCUGGAAGAGCUCAAUUUGAGCUCCAAUGCCAUUGGCUCCGAAGGCGCGAUCGCGAUUGCAGACGCGGCAAUUACGCAUUGCCAUCGCUUACUCGACCUCAACCUCAAGACAAAUGACAUCACGUACGACGGUGCGGCCGCGCUGAGCCGCCUCUUGCCGCAGCUCGUGUCGCUCGAGAUCGGUUUGAAUCAGAUCGGACAAGAGGGCGCGAGAGCGUUGGCCCUGGCCAUCCCAAGCAGCGUCGCCUUGCGCUGGCUGGGCCUUGCCUACAACGUGAUUGGCGUCGACGGGUUGUUGGCGAUCAUCGAAGCGGUGGCCAUGGCUGCUUGUCCGUGGCAGCGCAUCGGCGCCAGCGCCACCGGCAUGGACGACGCUGAGCUCGCUGCUUGCCGCGAGGCCAUUAGUCGCCUGCCGUACCCGCAUGCGCUCGUGCUGUAA